GCCUCAAUAUUGGUACGUAAACUUCCAAUCAGUUUCCUAUCCUAUUCUAUGUAUAUCUAUAUAUUAGUAUACUAUUCAAAACAAUAUGUUAUAUACAGUUUUCGUUGAAAAUUUGCUUAGAACAUAAGGCUGCAGGCUGCAGCCGACAUUAAGCGUGUCUAUAUAAGACCCAUACUUUUGCAAUUCCAACAUAUUUUCAAAAAGCGCACACACACAGAAAAAAAAAAAUUUCAAUCAUCACCAAUUUGUUCAAUAACAAAAAAAAAAAAAGAGAGAGAGUAUCGUAUUGCUGACAUGGCAAAGAGCAAGGACGGUUCGCUACUAAAUCGGUUGAGACAAGCCGUGAAUAAAGUAAAAUUCGUGUUAAGUUUCAAGAUAAACAGCCUCUGGGGUCUUGUACCGAUGCUUGGUUCUUCCUCUUCUUCUUCGUCUCUUCGGUUUAGUUUCAACGAUAGACCCGGUUUAGCAGGGGCUUGUACCGAGGAGAAUGAACCGGAUUCAACCGGUUCUUCAAGAGGAGCGUUGUGUAGAGCCGGGAGUUAUGAUCCAUCUUCAGACGAAGACAUAGACAGCAAAGCUGAGAUGUUCAUAGCUAAUUUCUACAAGCAGCUUAAGAUUGAGAGACAAAUCUCUUUGGAACUUAAAUAUUGUUUGGGUAAUAAUCAGAGUUUCAACUACAGGUCGCCUUAAUUUUCUCAUUAUUUAUUCAUUCGUUCAUUUAUUGUAAUUAAUAAUAAGAUCCCAUAAUUUUCAUUGGGUCUUAGUUGAUGAUGGGGCCUGCUAUUUUUUUUCGUGGUAGGCUUAUCCGUUUGUCAGUACUCAUUUGUGAGUCACAUUUAUUCAUUUACAUUUUAUAAUUUAUGAAUGUAAUGAUCUCAUGAGAGAAAAAUGUGAUGAUGUAAUGUCAUUUGAUCGAUUUGUGUAUUUAAAGCUUU
Molecule: messenger RNA, 935 nt
Organism: Eutrema salsugineum
Lineage: Eukaryota; Viridiplantae; Streptophyta; Magnoliopsida; Brassicales; Brassicaceae
Exons: 1
Coding region: 295-690 (131 amino acids)
Source: RefSeq, a predicted model, not a curated record